AUGUCUCCCUUCGAUCCCGCCCACAGCUCUGGGGCGCCGACCUACACCGCCGUGUCUGCAAGUCUGAGUUUGUCUGGACUUGAUGACUUCGCCCCCCUGACCGAUUCCGACAUGGCGGGCGCAGAAUGGUACGGCCAGGAUCCCUAUCACCAUGCCGCGGUGCCCGAACACCUGCUGCUGUCGCGGGGACACGAAGAGCUUUCUGUCAGCGCUGGAUUUGGCUAUGCGUCGCACAAUGUGCCCGUCAGCGAGGGCUUUGGAGGCCCACAAUAUCCACCAGUUAACCACCCAAUGAACGGCAACCCGUAUCCUCCGUUUCCACACGACCAUGGCGUGCCGCCUUUGGAUGACCUAGCACCACUUUCGCCUAUCCACGCAUCGUACAAUUCGAAUCCUUAUCAGACGCCAUACCCUGACAGCACUGCCUCGUCAGCUCCGAGCGAAGACCCCAUCAUCGCCGACGCAGAGGAGGACAAGCGGAAACGGAAUCAGGCCGCCUCUGCACGCUUCAGGCAGAAAAAGAAGCAACGAGAGCAGCAGAUACUUGAGCAGAGUCGGGAAAUGCAGGAGAAGACCAAGAAGCUGGAGAACGAGGUGGAGGGUCUGAAGAGAGAGAACACGUUCUUGAAGAAGUUGCUGGUGGAGAAGGUGGAUAACAUGAGCGAUGAGGAUAAAGCAUCACUGGCAAAGGCUAAAGACGCAAUCUGGAAAGAGAAAGGAUGA
Molecule: messenger RNA, 723 nt
Organism: Trematosphaeria pertusa
Lineage: Eukaryota; Fungi; Ascomycota; Dothideomycetes; Pleosporales; Trematosphaeriaceae
Exons: 2
Coding region: 1-723 (240 amino acids)
Biological process (GO): regulation of transcription by RNA polymerase II
Cellular component (GO): nucleus
Molecular function (GO): RNA polymerase II transcription regulatory region sequence-specific DNA binding; DNA-binding transcription activator activity, RNA polymerase II-specific
Source: RefSeq, a predicted model, not a curated record